GGCAUGUGUGAAAACCGCUCUCCCCCAUCUGUUCGACCGAAAAGACGGACACAUAAACCCGCUUAAUCUGCGUUUAAGGCAGGCAAGCCAAAAGAGAUGAAUCUUAAAAAAGACCCAGACUUUCCAUCACAACCUCUUGGGUAUGUGAAGGUGAGUCUACAAAAAUGGUAAAUCUAAUUUGGUUCAAUAAAAUAACCAGAAAGACAAGAACAACAAAAAGCCACCCAGUGUUGUAAGAAAAUCAGUGUGUCUGCAAGACAACACAAACCAUGAUAUGCAGUGAGCAAUGUAAGACGUCGUCUUCCUGUUUUGGCGAUCUUUGGAGCUGACCUGAGAGACAGCGAGAGAGAGCGAGAGUAGCAAGUGCAACGUCUCUUCUUCCUUUUUACCGAAAAUUUGUGACUUUCUCCUCUCUUCUAUGAUGGAAGAGAGCGAAGACAGAAAAGAAGGAUAUCACCAGGUCGCCAAGCGGCUCCGGACGGAACAAGAGACCGGUGUAAAAGAGCUAGAGGACGGGAAGGAGGAGGAGGAUUCUGCCGGUGAGGAGGCAGCGGGGAACGGGUGCACUGAGAACCGCAAGAGCGGAGGGAAGGAUUGUUUGGAUGACAGUCAUCGCAUCCCCCCAUCUCCAGUUGUCCAUGUUCGAGGACUUUGCGAUGCUGUGGUGGAAGGUGACCUAGUGGAGGCACUUGACAAGUUUGGCAACAUCUGUUAUGUAAUGAUGAUGCCUUUCAAGCGUCAGGCUCUGGUGGAAUUUGACAGCGUGGAGAGUGCUGAGCGCUGUGUGUCAUUCGGAACCCGUGAUGCUGUCUACGUCGCUGAGCAGCAGGCUUUUUUUAACUUCUCUACCAGCCAGAGAAUCACCAGACCCACCAACACAGACGACCCUUCCAGUGGAAACAAAGUCCUCCUGUUGUCCAUACAGAACCCUCUGUAUCCCAUUACCACUGAUGUGUUGUACACUGUGUGCAACCCAGUUGGUAACGUCCUGCGUAUUGUCAUCUUCAAACGCAACGGCAUCCAGGCCAUGGUUGAAUUUGAGUCAGUAAAGGAUGCUCAGAAGGCCAAACUGGCUCUGAAUGGAGCUGACAUCUAUGCUGGCUGCUGCACACUCAAGAUUGAAUACGCUCGGCCCAACAGACUGAACGUCAUCUGCAACAACAACACCAGCUGGGAUUACACCAAACCCUUCCUCCUGCACCGAGAGCGGGGGAAGGGGAGACAACGUCACGCCAUACUGGGAGAGCAUCCAUCUAAUGGCGGUGGUCCACACUGGCCCCUCUUGCCUCUACCUGCUAAAAGCCGGAAUUGGAGGUACAGCGAGGAGGUGCAGGAGAGGAUCUGUUACCCACUACUCCAGAAGACCUCCCCCACAUCCUCUUCCUCUUUCCUUGGCAAGAGCAUUACUAGCUCUGUCACCAUGGUGAGCGGUCUCCAUCCUGUUAAGAUGAACUGCAGCCGUAUUUUCAACCUCUUCUGUCUCUACGGAAAUGUCGAGAAGGUGAAGUUCAUGAAAAGCAUUCCAGGCACAGCAUUGGUAGAGAUGGGUGAUGAGUAUGCUGUGGACCGAGCUGUGACUCACCUAAAUGGUAUCAAAGUAUUUGGCAAGAAAUUCAAUGUUUGUGUGUCCAAGCAACAGGCUGUGAUUCCCAGUCAGGUCUUUGAGCUGGGUGACGGCACCUGCAGCUACCAGGACUUUAGUCUAACAAGGAACAACCGCUUCAGCAGUGCACAGAGCACCAGGAACAUCAUCCAGCCACCCGCCACUGUGCUGCACUUCUACAAUGCCCCACCAAACCUCAAUCAACACCAGUUGCAGAAGCUCUGUACUGAAUACAACAUUUCAGCAUUCUCUAAGUUCAAGGUUUUUGAUGCCAAACCCAGCUCAAAGACUCUGUCUGGUCUGUUGGAGUUUGACAGUAAAACUGAAGCUGUGGAGGCUCUGAUAGUCCUCAACCAUCACCAGAUCCGAAUACCCAAUAGCUCCAGCCCUUUCACCCUGAAGCUCUGCUUCUCCACUUCCUCCCAUCUGUGACCCAGAAACAAGAUGGCCAGGACAAACUGGAAAAGAGUUUAUUUGUUCCUUGAAACAAUUCUACUUUUUGUUAACAUUUGUUAAUAUUUCAUCUCAUAGUUUCAGUGUAAUUUAAGUGUUUGAAUUAAUUCAAUUCAAUUCAAUUUUAUUUAUAUAGCGCCAAAUCACAACAACAGUCGCCUCAAGGCGCUUUAUAUUGUAAGGUAGACCCUACAAUAAUACAUACAGAGAAAAACCCAACAAUCAAAUG
Oreochromis niloticus (Nile tilapia) is the source of this 2285-nucleotide messenger RNA. Its product is annotated as heterogeneous nuclear ribonucleoprotein L-like. NCBI's taxonomy places the organism in Eukaryota, Metazoa, Chordata, Actinopteri, Cichliformes, Cichlidae. Gene Ontology annotation, molecular function: RNA binding. Bases 419 to 2035 code for a protein of 538 amino acids. Gene Ontology annotation, cellular component: nucleus. The record is from RefSeq and is a predicted model, not a curated record. The transcript has 13 exons. Gene Ontology annotation, biological process: mRNA processing.